Molecule: messenger RNA, 10281 nt
Organism: Oryctolagus cuniculus (rabbit)
Lineage: Eukaryota; Metazoa; Chordata; Mammalia; Lagomorpha; Leporidae
Source: RefSeq, a predicted model, not a curated record
AUUUAUUUCAUUUAUUUGAAAGAGUUACAGAGAGAGAUAGAGACACAGAGAGAGGUCUUCCAUCUGCUGGGUCACUCCCCAGAUGGCCACAAAGGCCAGAGCUAAGCCAAUCCAAAGCCAGGAGCCAGGUGCCCAGAGCCAGGAGCUUCUUUUGGGUCUCCCACAUGGGUGCAGGGGCCGAAGCACUCAGUCAUCUUCUGUUGCUUCCCCCGGCCAUAGCAGAGAGCUGGAUUGGAAGUGGAACAGCCGGGACACGAACUGGUGCCCAUAUGGGAUGCCAACGCUGCCAGCCAGGGCUUUAACCUGCUGUGCCACAGCGCUGCUCCUAACGUGCAUGUUUAACCAGCUCCCAGAGCCACCCCAGAGACCGCCAGACGGGGGCCCUGCUGGUGCACAGUGGUCAUUCUCAAACUGAACCCUAAACAAAGCAUUCACUCUUAUUCAGAUGCAUAUGGCUGGGCUUCAGGGUGUCUGGGGUGGGACUGAACAUUUGGCAUUUUCUAGCACAAAUAUUUUGUCAAACUGAAAGUUUCUUUGAAUUUUCUGCAACUUAAAGCUCCCUUUUGUGAGGUGGCUCAUCUCUGGCCCUCUUGAGGAAUACAAAAUAAUGAAAGAAUGUCACUGGAUGCAGCUAAGAUCUUCUGCUAAGGGCCAAGAGGAAGUUAAAGAUAUUUUCGUAAGAACACCCCAGGAUGACAGUUUGAAGAAGCAGGUGCCGUACGGUCAGACGGUCUUGCUGGAAGAACCAGAGCCGAAGCCGAAGCUGGGGAGCAGGUUGGGGGAGCACAGUGCCAGAGCUGGCUUUGGCAUCACCUAGGUAACCCCUAUUGUUUGUCAGAGGUGACUGUGAUAAUAGUGCUGCUGUUAGCAGAUGCAGCGGUCUGUUGGCCCAUAGUCAACCUCAAGUGAGAGUGGCUGGGGGGGAAGCGCUAUCAUCUCCUGCGUGGCAGGUGGAGGAGACGCUGGAAGGUAGAAUUCUCUAAAGAAACUGUCUCCCUGAGAAGCACUUUGCCAGGGCUUUCCCGGCAAGGUCAGGGGACCCGUUCGCUCUUCGGGCUACAAGAAGGCAGAGGAUGAGAUGUCCCGGGCCACGUCUGUGGGAGACCAGCUGGAGGCACCGGCCCGCACCAUUUACCUCAACCAACCGCAUCUCAACAAAUUCCGCGACAACCAGAUCAGUACAGCCAAGUACAGCGUGUUGACAUUUCUACCUCGAUUCUUGUACGAGCAGAUUAGAAGAGCUGCUAAUGCCUUCUUCCUCUUCAUUGCCUUAUUACAGCAAAUUCCAGAUGUAUCUCCAACAGGACGAUAUACCACCCUGGUGCCAUUGAUCAUUAUUUUAACAAUUGCAGGCAUCAAAGAGAUUGUAGAAGAUUUUAAGCGACAUAAGGCAGACAAUGCUGUUAACAAAAAGAAAACAAUAGUGUUAAGAAAUGGUAUGUGGCAUACCAUUGUGUGGAAAGAGGUGGCAGUGGGCGACAUCGUGAAAGUCCUCAAUGGGCAGUAUCUUCCAGCAGACAUGGUCCUGCUCUCCUCCAGUGAACCUCAGGCAAUGUGUUACGUUGAAACAGCAAAUCUCGACGGCGAGACAAACCUUAAAAUACGCCAGGGUUUGAGUCACACUGCUGACAUGCAAACAAGGGAUGUGUUAAUGAAGUUAUCUGGAACUGUAGAAUGUGAAGGGCCCAAUCGCCACCUCUAUGACUUCACUGGAAACUUGAACUUAGAUGGAAAAAGCCCUGUUUCCCUUGGGCCUGACCAGAUCUUAUUAAGAGGUACACAGCUUAGAAAUACUCAGUGGGUCUUUGGCAUAGUUGUGUAUACUGGACACGACACCAAGCUCAUGCAGAAUUCAACCAAAGCACCUCUCAAGAGAUCAAAUGUUGAGAAAGUGACCAACGUGCAGAUCCUGGUAUUGUUCGGAAUCCUCUUGGUCAUGGCGUUGGUGAGCUCAGUGGGGGCUCUGUACUGGAAUGGGUCCCAUGGUGGAAAAAACUGGUACAUCAAGAAGAUGGACGCGAGUUCGGACAACUUUGGAUACAAUCUGUUGACGUUCAUCAUUUUGUACAACAACCUCAUUCCCAUCAGUCUGUUGGUGACCCUUGAGGUUGUGAAAUACACACAAGCCCUCUUUAUAAAUUGGGACACAGAUAUGUAUUAUCUAGGAAAUGACACUCCUGCAAUGGCCAGGACCUCAAACCUUAAUGAAGAGCUUGGGCAGGUAAAAUACCUAUUUUCUGACAAGACUGGAACUCUUACAUGCAAUAUCAUGAACUUCAAGAAGUGCAGCAUUGCUGGAGUAACCUAUGGUCAUUUCCCGGAGCUGGCGAGAGAGCCGUCCUCUGAUGACUUCUGUCGUAUACCACCUGCCCCUAGUGAUUCCUGUGACUUUAAUGACCCCCGGCUGUUGAAGAACAUUGAAGAUCACCACCCCACAGCCCCUUGCAUUCAAGAGUUCCUCACCCUGCUGGCGGUGUGCCACACUGUGGUCCCCGAGAAGGAUGGCGAUAACAUCAUCUACCAGGCCUCUUCCCCAGAUGAAGCUGCGCUGGUGAAGGGAGCCAGGAAGCUGGGCUUCGUCUUCACGGCCAGGACGCCCUACUCCGUCAUCAUCGAGGCGAUGGGACAAGAGCAGACAUUUGGAAUCCUUAAUGUUCUGGAAUUUUCUAGUGACAGGAAAAGAAUGUCGGUGAUCGUUCGAACUCCUUCAGGACAACUUCGGCUCUACUGUAAAGGGGCUGAUAAUGUAAUUUUUGAGAGACUCUCAAAAGACUCAAAAUACAUGGAGGAAACAUUAUGCCAUCUGGAAUAUUUUGCCACAGAAGGCUUGCGGACCCUAUGUGUGGCUUACGCUGAUCUCUCUGAGAAUGAUUAUGAAGAAUGGCUGAAGGUCUAUCAGGAAGCCAGUACCAUACUGAAGGACAGAGCCCAGCGGCUGGAAGAGUGUUACGAGAUCAUUGAGAAGAAUUUACUGUUACUCGGAGCCACAGCCAUAGAAGACCGCCUGCAGGCCGGGGUGCCAGAAACCAUAGCAACUCUGCUGAAGGCAGAAAUUAAAAUAUGGGUGUUGACAGGAGACAAACAAGAAACUGCAAUUAACAUUGGAUAUUCCUGCCGAUUGGUGUCACAGAAUAUGGCUCUUAUCCUACUAAAGGAGGAUUCUCUGGAUGCAACGAGGGCGGCCAUCACGCAGCACUGCGCUGACCUGGGCAGCCUGUUGGGCAGGGAAAACGACGUAGCCCUCAUCAUCGACGGCCACACGCUGAAGUAUGCACUGUCCUUCGAAGUCCGGAGGAGCUUCCUGGAUCUGGCGCUGUCGUGUAAAGCGGUCAUCUGCUGCAGAGUGUCUCCUCUGCAGAAGUCCGAGAUAGUGGACGUGGUGAAGAAGCGGGUGAAGGCCAUCACCCUGGCCAUCGGGGAUGGUGCCAACGACGUGGGCAUGAUCCAGACGGCGCACGUGGGAGUGGGCAUCAGCGGGAACGAGGGCAUGCAGGCCACCAACAACUCGGAUUACGCCAUUGCACAGUUUUCCUACUUAGAGAAGCUUUUGCUGGUUCAUGGAGCCUGGAGCUACAACCGUGUGACGAAGUGCAUACUGUACUGCUUCUACAAGAAUGUGGUCCUGUACAUCAUUGAGCUCUGGUUCGCCUUUGUUAAUGGAUUUUCUGGGCAGAUUUUAUUCGAACGUUGGUGCAUCGGCUUGUACAAUGUGAUUUUCACCGCCCUGCCGCCCUUCACCCUGGGGAUCUUCGAGAGGUCUUGCACUCAGGAGAGCAUGCUCAGGUUUCCACAGCUCUACAAAAUCACCCAGAACGCCGAAGGCUUCAACACAAAGGUUUUCUGGGGUCACUGCAUCAACGCCUUGGUCCACUCCCUCAUCCUCUUCUGGUUUCCCAUGAAAGCACUGGAGCACGAUACUCCAUUGACCAGUGGACAUGCCACCGACUAUUUGUUUGUUGGAAACAUUGUUUACACGUAUGUGGUUGUUACCGUCUGUCUGAAAGCUGGUUUGGAGACUACAGCUUGGACUAAAUUCAGUCAUCUGGCCGUCUGGGGAAGCAUGCUGACCUGGCUGGUGUUUUUCGGAGUCUACUCAACCAUCUGGCCCACCAUCCCCAUUGCUCCCGACAUGAAAGGGCAGGCAACCAUGGUCCUGAGCUCUGCACACUUCUGGCUGGGAUUGUUUCUGGUCCCCACUGCCUGUUUGAUGGAAGACGUGGCGUGGAGAGCGGCCAAGCACACCUGCAAAAAGACGUUGCUGGAGGAAGUACAGGAGCUGGAAACCAAGGCCAGGAGGAUGGGAAAAGAGAUGCUGCAGGACAGCAGUGGAAAGAGGAUGAAUGAACGCGACCGUCUGAUAAAGAGGCUGAGCAGGAAGACGCCCCCCACCCUGUUCCGAGGCAGCUCUGUCUCCCAGAGCGUCCCCCAUGGCUACGCCUUUUCUCAAGAAGAGCACGGAGCUGUUACUCAGGAAGAAAUAGUCCGUGCGUACGACACCACCAAGAAGAAAGCGAGGAAGAAGUAAGAUGCGCGUUCUCCCGACGGAUCCGAGGAGACACACUCGGUUGGUUGCACCCGGUGUUAACACGUCUUGGGCAGAAGAGACAGGCGGCAGCCGCCGAAAACACCGGACACACAUUUCUGUGGCCUUAGCCAACCAGUUGGUUAGUUAUAUAUCCCCUCGCACACCCGGAGUAGAGCCCGCUGGGGAAGCCAUUUCGUUCCCUCCCCGUCUGUCUGCAGUGCUUGGCCGGACUUCUGUUUACAUUGUUAUGAAGCAUUCCGCUGUGCUCUGUGAGGUGUGAAAUUAAAAACAUUAUGUUUCACCAAUAGCUAAACCCCAGGACUAGUUGCGAGAGAACAGGAAGGCGGUUUUAUGUUGCGUGAGAGACCCAUCUCGUGUGACUUCGGCGGGCGCGCCCGCUUCCUGUUGGGUCCCUCACAGAUGACGUCAGCCAGGCCGCCUGCAAAGGUCACCCUGGACGGCUGACACUGGCGCCUUGCGUCCUGUUUUGUGUGUAUGGAGUUGGCAUGAACUUCCUGAUGGCGGUGAAAUCACGAAAAGCCUAUCUUGGGGUGGUAAAUCAGAGAACAUUUAUUCGACGCUCAGCUACAGUCGCGGGUGGGCAGACCGGCGACCCGUGCCUGUGCACCCGCGCCAGGUGCCUGCCAGCGUCGACCACCCGACCACCGCUGUGCAGGCGCCCCCCCAUGCUCAGGCCUUCUGCGUGGCUGGCCACUGUGCUCAGUGCAUGGCUGCUGCAGCCCACCAGCCCCGUCUGCACCUCUCGCUGUCCUACUGCGGACUCCUAGGGAUGCCGGAAGUCCCUUCUCCCAACACUCUUUUCGGUCUAUAUAAGGAAGAGGAACAGCUAUUCCACCUGUAUUCCAAACGUUUACCUGCUCCCUUCUGGCUGGGAAGUCUCCGGUCAGGUGGCGGAGGAACCCCCAGGAUCCAUUGCCCAAGCUCCAGACCCCAGGCCUUUGACAGCCGCUUGCAUUAGAAGGCAUGUGUUUGGUGGGAGUUGAGAUCACAUCUUGGAUUUUCACUGUAGGGAAAUGAGCGCCUCCUUCUUGUACCAGUGGAUCACUCCUGUCCCUCUGUAGCUUUGGGGUGGAGCAUGAGGCAACCCAAAGGGAAAAUCCGAGACAUGGAGAGCGGCCAGGAACAUUCAGAAAGAGAAGGAAAGGCAGGGGAGAGCCAGGGAGGGGCGCCCAGGACAGUUUCCACCAGAUGUCCCCUCAAGUCAAGCCCUGAGUUGCAGAAGAUCCUUGUCAUCAGCUUCUUGUGCGUAGAAGCUCAAACAAGACCUUGACUCGCAGUCAUCAUGGAGGAGAAUUCCAGCCAUUUCAAGGGAAUGCCCAUUCUUAAUAUCGACCGGGGACCUUUUGGGGUAUCAGUGUCCUGUGUUCCGAGACAAGGCAGCGGUGUGCUGAGUCCCUGGCUUCCCCAGCUGCACAGCCCCCUGUUCUAAAUUUGGAUCGAAGCUGGAUGCCUUCGGGCAUGAACGUGAGCACCUGGAGCCCUAAUAAGUGACCCGCCUGCAGGCAUGUUCUCUCCUCUUUGCUUUGGUUGCCAAGGCAGAUUUUUGGAUGGCUUAAAGUAAAUACUUCUGGGCAGCUGUUACUGGUUAAAAUGGCACAGUUCCUCUGGGAACGGUUGUGCUAAAUUAGGAAAUAAAACAAUAGUGCACUUUGCUUCCUAGCCCUUUUAUUUUCAGAACUUCCACAACGUCUUGGCAUUGGAAAUCAGCUAGAAUGUGAUUUGCAUCUCGUGCUGUGGCUGGGGUGCAGGAGGGGAUGGUGGGGAAGUGCAGCAGUACAACUUGCAGGUGAGACGCAGAAAAUCGCCCUUCCUUCCCCAGAGGUGCGUAAGAGGUGUUUAAACACUAGAGCAGCCAGCAGGCUGAAUCAGUGAGGGACUGCGGUGCAGAAAGUUUGCAACAAAAAGUGUACCUGGAGGUGUAACACAACACCCCAAGGUUUGUGUCUUCCCUGCACAUCAGAAGAUCAUGGUCAAAACCCAGAGCGCAAAUGAACAUGGGAAUUGAUUGUGUGUUAGGCAUUUUCACUAUGUGGGAACUUCACGAAGUCCAUGGAAGAAAAUCAAGUGAUAAAUUUAUUUUGGUGCAAAUGACUUGAAUCUAGGCAUCCUUUUUUUUUUUUUUUCAUAAUAGUAUUUUUCAUCAACUUUGUGAAGACCCGCCUCAUGUGUGGUUUCAUCUGGGAUCUAAGCCUGUUUGGAAAGAGUGAUUUAAAACUGAGUUUUCUGUCACACACUUAGCUCUUUCUGGAACUUGCAGCCUUCCAAAUCGUGUUUGUGAAUUAAACUGUAUGUUUGUGUCUGUUUGGAGUUUUUUGUUUGUUUGUUUUAUUUUCUUGGUUAAAGCACAGUUCACAUUUUCUGGGAUUUAUGUGUAUUUUCCUUUUCUUUGGAGAAGCAGACUAAACAGUCUUUGAGAUAAUGAAAUAUGCACACGGGAGAAGAGACUCUUCGGAGGCAUGCCUUUCUAUUUAUCCUCCCCUGUGAUGAAGCUUUCUUAUAGCCAGGGACUAGAUAGGGUUUCGAGGAGGAACAGCUGUGACUAUGUGUGAUAUAGAAUAUUCAGCCAGCGCGACUUGGGGCUGUGUCACUUGUCCUAUCUUUAAAUUGAGGUCAGAAUGUCACACAAAUCCCUUCCCCAGGGAAGCGGGUGGAUGGGACCAGGUUGCAUGCCCUGGCUGUCAGCUCAGUGGAAAUGCCACCUGGGACUUGUCAGUCUGCCUCACAGGCUGGUAGGUCAUGCUCGGUCAGCACUCAGGGGCCUGCCUAUGGAUAGCCUAAGCUGGCAGAACCACUCAGGUCAACGCUUCCACCAGUGCUGCCUGUAGCCAGUCGGCUCUCAGUUGAGGCCGCAUGGCUGACAGCAGGGAGAGGCCUGCUACCGUGUGAAUUUAGUUCUCAGUCUACCGCUCAUGCACCCAUGCCCGCAAGGGUAGCUGUGAGAAGACAGACUGCAAAGGGAGGAGGGAGAGCAGAAGGCAUUAGAACCCGUGGCUGCUCAGAGUCCUGUCUCUGUGUGGAGUAUCCCAGGCUGCCUGCUUGGCAUCAUGGUCCCAUCUCCCAACCCAACAGGUGCACACGCACACACACACACUCACAUGGAGAAACAAGUGACCACUUUUGGAGAUCAUUGUAGCAUACAAAACCUGUGCUUCGGAGAAAGAAAGGAGAUGGUGUUGCUUUAACACUCAUCGUAAAAGGGGAGCCAGGGUUGGAGCAGAGAUCAGCCAAGAACUGUGUUGACGUUUGCUUUUCCUUGACAAGGCUUCGGGUUUUGCUAUAGGGAGCUGGCAGUGAAAACCAGUAAUAACUUGUCAAGAAGCAGUGAAUAAUGGAAAGACAGGGAAUCUGGGGAGCUAAUGUUUGAAAAUGCAGAUGGACACACUCAGGUGAAUUUUUUAGGAAGAAGGCUAUAGCUCUGUUCUCCACUUGUUGUAGCAGUGACCCUUUAUCUUGUUUAUCUGAACCACAAGGUUUUCUAGCAGAUCAGCUGGUUCCCAGGGAUUUAUGUCUCAGCCCCUACCUUGAAUAGAAUGUUUGCAAAAUGCUGCUGUGGGAGAAGGCAGGUCUUUAGCUCUGAACAUGUGAAAACAGUGCACACAUUUCAGCCCCGGUUUAAAUUACUGCUCAGGGUCAUUGUCCCAAAGUAAUUCAAGGAGUGAUUUAGCUUCAGCAUUUGAAAUGUAGCCUCCAUCUCCUGGGAUCCAUAAAAAAAUGUGAGCAGGCAAACCGCGGCUCAGCAGAGCCUGCAACAGUAACUUGGCAGAGGGUUUAGGUGAAGCCCGAAGGUGGCACCCCUGUCAUAUUCAUCAGGCAUGUCCCUCAUGCAAACGCUUAAGUUACCAAAUACACUCUUGGAGAGCGCCAUUCACUAAGGCUGCCCUGCUGAAAAUAAAUAAAUAAAAGUGCACACUAGUUGGUUUUAUUGUUGGUUUUGCAUUAGCUCAAGGCAGGUAUCUGUCCUGUUUAGUACUACCUUGAGGGAGUUCAGUGAACCUCCCAAUAAGGCUUUUUUCCAUCUUGAAGGACAGAAGGAUUUCCAAAGGGUCAUAGAGUGGGGACCGAAGACCCCUGUAACGACAUUAUUAUGUAUGCAUGGAAGGAGUAGACCAGGAAUAUUCAACUUGAUGUGUUCUUCCUUUAUUUAUUUUUCCCCUCCGCAUCCCUAAUCAUCCAACAUUACCCAUUUUCAUUCCCCUUCAACCUCCAUGAGUUGCUUUGUUUGAUCUCAUACCUGCCAUACCUGCUGGUUCUGGCUGUCUCGCAGCGUGUUGGGUGUGAUUUGUGAAUGUGGGACUCAGGCUCGAGUGGGAAGCGAAGGUACUGAGUUGACAUCAGCCUAAGUGGUCAGAAACCACAAACAACUGGGAUCCGCAAAGAGAGCUGAGCUCACCCCCGCCCCGCAUGGGAUCCAUAGACGCCGACCUCGGCAGAACACCUCUGCUCUCCCAACAAAAGACUGAUUCUUUUUGCACCCGGCCUGGCUCAUUGUCAAAUGACAAUCUCUGGCCCGGGUUGCCUUUGAGAUAUCUGCUCUGCUCCUUCUCCCAGGCGUCGGACCAAGAAAAACAGGCUCACACGAUUAGCCCACAGGCGCUGCCGCUGACCUGGCUGCAGAAAGGAGACGUGUUUGUUUGAAAAGUCAGGAACAAAAUGUCAGGUGGCUUUGAUUUAUGACAGAAAUAGGAAGAAGAAAGUUGAAGGAACAGCACUAUCCAAAUAACCCUGCCCAGGAAACUUAGGGGUCAAGAGAGCUUAUCACGAGCCUUUUAUAGGUGAGCUCUUCCGUGCGGAAGAGAAGAGGCCGGAAAGAGGCAGAGGCCGCCAGAGCAGCUGUGAACGCACUGGCCGUGGCUCAGAGCGGCCAGGGGUGGGAUCCGGUUGUGUUGCCAGAGAUGGUGUAGUGUGCAGUUCCAGUUGAGAUACCAACCGCCAACACUACACCAAUCACAAAACAAAACAAACAUCUUCCUGCUCAUGGAGUUCCUCGCCCUCCGACAAGCACCGCCAUAAAUAGAGGCGCUCCUUCUGUGUCAAUUAAAACAAAAAUCUCCGCACCAAGAAAGUCUGGGAUCUGUCACUAGCAAACUCAUAUGGAAAGGACUGAAGCCAACUCUGGCUGUCCUCUCUGGUGCCCUUUCCCAUGUCUCCAGUGAUGGCAGAGCUCAGAGACCAGCCAGGCUGCGCCCCUGCAGCACCCGCACACACACCCCGUCCCUGACCAUCAAGGGCAAUGCCAGGGCUUUGGUGGGGCCAGCUGCAGGGGCGGGGCGUCGUUCCUGCGGGUCCCUCAGUUGCCGUUUGAACGCAGCAUCUUUGUGGCGUCUUUCUCUCCUGUGAGCAGAGCCAUGUGCUCUCCUGUCACAUCUGUGCUUGGAUUGCUUAAAUAUUGUUUGUGAUGGGAGAUUUUAAUCUGGUUAUGCAGGGGGAAGCGGGCUGUGGGGCACAUUUAAUUGGCUCCCAGCAGAGCGGUGAGGCUUCUGAGGCAUGUGGGGAUUUUGUUCCCUCCCUCUAGAAGUGUUAGCGUUUUCACGUCCUAUUAAUGUCCUCUGAUUGUUAAAUUACAGCAGCACAUUCUAGUGGAGCUGGGUUCUGUCCUGGAGUGAAUACAAAUGAAGAGCAUCUACUUGUAUGUUUAGAGGUUUUUGGAGAAUUUAGUGAUUUGUGGCUUUGAUCAAACCUGUUGACUGGUAUAUGUCUACACAAACCUGUUUCAAAUAAAUCUUUUGGUAAAGUAA